CACCUGACGCGACAACGAAUUAAAAUAAAUAAAGGUGUAUUGUAGAGUAUUGGUGUUAAAUAAAACAUAUACUCAGUUAUUCUCAGAGACAGAAAGACAUUUGUAAGAAAAUGUAAGAAACCUCAGCAUUCUGUCAGAGCUAAACAGGCGCUAAAAUAUCACGUGACACGAAACAUCUAGAUAUUGUCACACAAUUGCAUACUUAAGAUACACAUUCGCAAAACAAGGUAUAUAUCUUAUCGUUAAAAUCGAAGUAUAUUGGUGGUCGAAUAAUCGCUUUAUAAGCGACAGUACAUGUGUGAUAGUAACAUUGGGACUGCGACAAACAUGAAGACGCAAGUUCUUAUCGGUUUCUUGCUCGUGUGCGCCACAGCCGGUCUUCCACUGAACAAUGCUUCGGAAAAAACACCACAGAAUUACGAUCUCUGCACCAAAAGUGAUGGAGUCAUGUGUGUAUACGACGACGAUGAGAAUCUAGUGAGACUGAGGUUGGACGAUGACGACGAAGAAGAUAAUACAGACCUAACUGACAUCGAGAACUUUGUCUUCUUCUUGCUGUACACAAGGAAGAAUCCUCUUCGUUCGAAACCGCUGUAUGUCGAUGACGAGGACGCGCUGAAGAGGACGAAAUUCGACCCCGCCUUACCGACGCGUUUCGUCACUCACGGAUGGAUGAAUUCUCGCAAAAGCGCGGCGUGCACCUUGAUUCGCGAUGCCUAUCUCAAGCAUGGCGAUUACAACAUCAUCGUCAUCGACUGGAGCAAAAUCAGCAUCAAGGGUUACAUUUGGGCAAGCAAUCGUGUUAAGAGAGUUGGCGAAUUCGUUUCGCGCAUGAUCGACUUCCUUUCGAAGCAUCAAAUGGAAUUGUCGGAAACCAUAGUGGUCGGCCACUCGCUUGGCGCCCAUGUAGCUGGUAUCGCUGCUCGCAAUGCCAAAGGCGAGGUCAAGUCCGUCAUAGGACUGGAUCCAGCUUUGCCACGCUUCGAACUAGUUGGACCGGGAUCCAGGAUAUCAUCCGAUGAUGCGGAGUACGUGGAGAUUAUUCACACAAACGGCGGCUUUCUCGGCUUCUUGUCAGCCAUCGGGGAUGCCGAUUUUUAUCCGAACGGAGGCAAAAAGCAGCACGGGUGUCUGACGGAUCCUGGUGGCGCCUGUUCUCACGCCCGCUCGUUCAGAUUCUUCGCCGAGUCUAUUACCAGCACUUUAGGCUUCCACGGAAGAAGCUGCUCCUCUUACAGAAAAUUCAAACGGGGCCGGUGCAACGACUCGCCCACGUCCAUCAUGGGCGGACACAAGUCGCUUUUCAUCGCGCGCGGUAAAUACUAUCUGAAGACCAAGUCAAAAUUUCCGUUCGCGAAAGGACCGUUCGAGAAAUUCAGACGUUUGAACAGCACGAUCUGAAAUAUCUCGUUACGCUGCCGUUAUAUAGCGUAGGAUUCUGGAUUUGGAAAUUUAUUGCGCGCGGAACAGGAAGGAGGAUCCGCGUCGAGCUAAACUCAUUUCUCUCAGCAAUCGAUCGGACGAGCGUUCACGGUGCGUAAUUUCGUUUCCGCCCGCAGCGGCUGUUUCGUGCGCGAGUGUAUUGCAAUUCUCGUAUACCGGGCAUUCUUAUAGAGUCUGAGCGAGAGAUUGGCGGCUACUCGGCAAGCUAUCCGAUUUUAGUGAUGCUGUUCAUUAAAAGAACAUAAUAAAUUCGUCGUUUGAUGACAAACGUAAUCGCUUGACUACAAUAUAAGCGGCAAGUCUUGCAUUAUGCAAAAUGUAUCACGUUGUUUUGUCAAAAAUACAAAAUAUACGAAAAAACACUCGGUCUUGCAAGCCAAGUAGUAUUAAACAACACGCGUAUCAAUUUCUCUACCGUUGUCUUUGCAGAAAAUGCAAACAUACACAAGAGAAACGCGGUCUUUCAACACGCGAAUUUCUCAGACCAGACUUAGUCGCGAUGCUUUAAAUUUUAUCGCAAAAUAUCCCGCACGUAUCGCGCAUAGCAACAAAGAUAACAAGGUGAUGUGGAAAACAGUCGGAUUAAACAGGCGAUACGCUACGAAUUUUAGGCUCCGGGCUGUUUCCGUUAAACAGACGUAGUUAUUAUUUAUCAUUUUGACAUAAUGCGUACGCGAGCGUCGAAAGCAGACAAAAAAUAAAAGUGACCCCGCGAAGAGAAACCGCGCUCGAAACGAGAAUCUUCGUCGUCGAAUAAUUUUCAACGUGGAUACGAUGUUUUAAUUCGCGGAAAGGUACAACUGAUUUUUUAAACGUGUAAAUUUGGUAGUUUUUAUUAUAUAAUAGAAACACGUAGAAUAUUAAACACUCUGUCAUGCUCGACGAUCACAAACAUCCUGGUGUGAUAUUAUCUAUACAAAGAAACAACAAUUUAUACUUCUUUACAACAGAGCACUUUGAUGUACAAAUGUAUACAAGGAAUUAUUUUUUAUAAAAA
Messenger RNA from Pseudomyrmex gracilis, 2440 nucleotides. Its product is annotated as inactive pancreatic lipase-related protein 1-like. Gene Ontology annotation, biological process: lipid metabolic process. Bases 295 to 1401 code for a protein of 368 amino acids. The transcript is spliced from 4 exons. Gene Ontology annotation, molecular function: lipase activity. The record is from RefSeq and is a predicted model, not a curated record. Lineage: Eukaryota; Metazoa; Arthropoda; Insecta; Hymenoptera; Formicidae.